Neogale vison (American mink) is the source of this 1656-nucleotide messenger RNA. RefSeq names its product synaptotagmin 5 (gene SYT5). The transcript is spliced from 9 exons. Gene Ontology annotation, biological process: regulation of calcium ion-dependent exocytosis; synaptic vesicle endocytosis; cellular response to calcium ion. Gene Ontology annotation, cellular component: synaptic vesicle membrane; dense core granule; axon. Bases 90 to 1250 code for a protein of 386 amino acids. NCBI's taxonomy places the organism in Eukaryota, Metazoa, Chordata, Mammalia, Carnivora, Mustelidae. The record is from RefSeq and is a predicted model, not a curated record. Gene Ontology annotation, molecular function: clathrin binding; phosphatidylserine binding; syntaxin binding.
CGCCUCGGUGUCUCCUGAGAGGGUCCAGUCCAGCCGCCCAGCAGGGCUCUUGGGUGUCUCCGCAGAAAGGACCGUAAGACCCCGCCGUCAUGUUCUCGGAGCCUCCAACCCCAGGGCCUCCAGCGCCCGACGCGCCUCCUGACUCGAGUCGCAUCGGCCCUGCUCCGGUACCCCCCUGGGCCCUGGCCGCAAUCGUUCUGGUCUCAGGCCUCCUCGUGUUCGGCUGCUGUUUCUGUGUCUACCGGAAGCGUUGUCGGAGGCGGCUGGGCAAGAAGAGCCAGGCCCAAGCCCAGGUCCACCUUCAGGAAGUGAAGGAGCUGGGCAGGAGUUACAUAGACAAGGUGCAGCCAGAAGUGGAGGAGCUGGAGCCAGCACCAUCUGGGCCAGGGUCGAAGGUGGCUGAGAAGCAUGAGCUCGGACGACUGCAGUACUCACUGGAUUAUGAUUUCCAGAGCGGCCAGCUGCUGGUGGGCAUCGUUCAAGCUGAGGGAUUGGCAGCCUUGGACCUGGGGGGCUCCUCCGACCCCUACGUGCGGGUCUACCUGCUGCCAGACAAGAGGAGGCGGCAUGAGACCAAGGUGCAUCGGCAGACGCUGAACCCACACUUUGGGGAGAACUUUGCCUUCAAGGUCCCCUACGUGGAGCUGGGGGGCAGGGUACUGGUCAUGGCAGUGUACGACUUUGAUCGCUUCUCCCGCAACGAUGCCAUUGGGGAGGUGCGGGUCCCCAUGAGCUCCGUGGACCUGGGGCGGCCAGUGCUGGCCUGGCGCGAGCUGCAGGCUGCUCCGCGGGAGGAGCAGGAGAAACUCGGUGACAUCUGCUUCUCCCUCCGCUACGUCCCCACGGCCGGGAAGCUCACAGUCAUCGUCCUGGAGGCUAAGAACCUGAAGAAGAUGGACGUGGGAGGACUCUCAGAUCCGUACGUCAAGGUCCACCUGCUGCAGGGCGGCAAGAAGGUGCGGAAGAAGAAAACGACCAUCAAGAAGAACACUCUGAACCCCUAUUACAACGAGGCCUUCAGUUUCGAGGUGCCCUGUGACCAGGUGCAGAAGGUCCAGGUGGAGCUGACCGUGCUGGACUAUGACAAGCUGGGCAAGAAUGAGGCCAUUGGGAGGGUGGCUGUCGGGGCAGCGGUGGGGGGAGCUGGCCUGCGGCACUGGGCAGACAUGCUGGCCAACCCCCGGCGGCCCAUUGCCCAGUGGCACUCGCUGAGGCCCCCUGACCGAGUGAGGCCACUGCCUGCCCCCUGAUCCCCACCUCAAGCCCCUUGCCAAGCCUGGACUCGGCCCCUGACCUCAGACUCCUGGCCAAAACCACACCCAGACCCACCUUUAAGCUUUCUCUGACCCCUAACCACCCCCACCCCACACCAACCCUUCCCAUUCCUGCCUUCCCAUCUCCCAUUAUGCCAGUCAUGGUGACUUGCCAGCUCUCCCACCAGCACACAUCCAGAAGCCCCAGGGACCCCUGGGGGAGGAGAGUAAUCUGGCCUCCCCCAACCCCUACUCCCACUCUCUGCUUUGACAAUCAGUGACCCUGCCUUCUUCUCCCUUCGCUCCCAGCACCCCUCUUCCUGCACAGGCUCACCUGCUCCUGUCCCUAGUCGGACUCCUGCACCGCUCCUGGGACCAAAUAAAUACUCAGCAACUUUGGUGA